Drosophila innubila is the source of this 5436-nucleotide messenger RNA. It is a transcript of the gene Sos, whose product is annotated as protein son of sevenless. Gene Ontology annotation, cellular component: plasma membrane. Lineage: Eukaryota; Metazoa; Arthropoda; Insecta; Diptera; Drosophilidae. Gene Ontology annotation, molecular function: protein heterodimerization activity; guanyl-nucleotide exchange factor activity. Gene Ontology annotation, biological process: Ras protein signal transduction; positive regulation of GTPase activity. The record is from RefSeq and is a predicted model, not a curated record. The transcript has 7 exons. The coding region runs from base 285 to 5126 and encodes 1613 amino acids.
GGUUGUGCAGCUAACUUAACGCCGUUGUAAGCAGAAUUUGCAGAGAAAAUAUAUUGAAAAAAAUUGUGUGUAUAGCAUGUGAAAACAAAAUUUGGUUUUUGCUCGUUAGGAUUGCAAAUAACAAACGCACCGCGGAACUCAGGCAAAACAAGGACAGACACAACGUUAAAAAUGUUGCUGCCCGACGACGACGUUUCUGUGUCUGUUGACUAAUAAAUAAAACAAAAGUGUGCGUGUGUGAAUGUGUGUGUGUGUGAGAGUGUGAGUGAGUGUGGAGUGCAGAAAUGUUUUCGAGCAGCGGCAGCCAUGGGAUUAGCGUUGGCGUUGCUUCCAUUGUGCAGGGCUCCGAUGGCUAUGAUUUUACAAAAAACGAGAAUGCGGCACGUUGGCGCGGUUUGUUCAUACCAUCACUGCGCAAGGUGCUGGAGCAGGUGAAUCCAUGCGUGACAGCCAAAGAAGAUGCAUUGCUCUAUGUGGAGAAGCUCUGUGUGCGGGUCUUGGCCAAGUUAUGCGCCAAGCCGCUGCCGCACUCUGUGCAGGAUGUGGAGGAGAAGGUGAACAAAUCAUUUCCAGUGCCCAUCGUUCAAUGGGCGCUCAAGGAGGCGAGCGAGGUUAUCAAUUCGAAAAAACGCAAAUCUCUUUUGCCCACUGAGCGGGUGCAUACGCUGCUUCAAAAGGAUGUGCUACAGUAUAAAAUCGAUAGUUCUGUAUCAGCCUAUCUGGUGGCUGUGCUCGAGUGCAUCUCCGCCGAUAUACUCAAAAUGGCUGCCGACUAUGUGUGCCGCAUCUCGCACUGUGAGAUAGCCAAGGAGGAUCUCGAGGUGGUCAUGAACGCCGAGCGUGUGCUGGACAUGCUCGACAUGCUCGACCAGAGCAGCGAACAUCUCAAGUGCAAUAUGCUACCCAGUCCGCUGUCGCUGCCGGCGCAACGGGCGAGCGCCACUUACGAGGAGACUGUAAAGGAGCUGAUUAAUGAUGAGAAACAGUAUCAGCGGGACUUGCACAUGAUCAUACGGGUGUUUCGCGAGGAGCUAAUUAAAAUAGCGCGCGAUCCCAAGGAACUCGAACCGAUAUUCUCCAAUAUUAUGGACAUCUACGAGGUGACAGUUACACUUCUUGGCUCUCUCGAAGAUGUCAUCGAGAUGUCACAGGAACAGAACGCUCCUUGUGUCGCCAGCUGCUUUGAAGAGCUCGCCGAGGCCGAGGAGUUCGAUGUGUACAAGAAGUAUGCCUACGAUGUCACCUCGCAAGCGGCACGUGAUGCUCUAAGCAAUCUCCUGGCCAAUCCUAAUGCCCCUUCGCUCAUGUCAGCGGGUCAUGGUUUCCGGGAAGCUGUCAAGUAUUAUUUACCCAAGCUAUUGCUGGUGCCCAUCUGCCAUGCGUUUGUCUACUUUGACUAUAUUAAGCAUCUUAUGGAUCUCAGUACAUCACAGGACGAUAUCGAGAGCUUUGCACAAGUGCAGGGUCUUUUGCAUCCACUGCACUGUGAUCUCGAGAAAGUGAUGGCCAACCUGUCCAAGGAGCGACUGGUGCCGGUCAGCUGUCGUGUGCGUCGCCAAAUGGCCAUUGAACGGACUCGGGAGCUGCAGCUAAAAGUCGAGCAUUGGGAUGACAAAGAUGUGGGACUGAACUGUAAUGAGUUUAUACGCGAGGGUUCACUAAGUAAACUCGGAUCAGGUAAACGCAUUUGGAGCGAACGUAAAGUGUUUCUCUUCGACGGUCUCAUGGUGCUAUGUAAAGCGAAUACUAAGAAGCAAACACCAUCAGCUGGCACUACGGCCUACGAUUAUCGACUGAAGGAAAAGUUUUUUAUGCGUCGCGUGGAAAUCAGUGAUCGGGUGGACUCCGAGGAGCUAAAGCACAGCUUUGAGCUCAUUACACGAAUGCAUCCGGCAAUUGUGCUAUCGGCGGAAAAUGCACAGCAUAAGAACGACUGGAUGGCAGAUCUGAUAAUGGUCAAUACCAAAUCGAUGCUUGAUCGUAUAUUGGAUAGCAUACUGCAGGACAUUGAGCGGAAGCAUCCGUUGCGCAUGCCCAGUCCCGAAAUCUAUAAAUUUGCUGUACCUGAUAGUGCCGAGAAUAUUGUACUCGAGGAUCGGGACAGUGGAGUUGUGCCCAUGAUCAAAGGGGCAACGCUUUGUAAACUGAUUGAGCGUCUUACCUAUCAUAUCUAUGCGGAUCCUACAUUUGUGCGCACCUUUCUCACCACAUAUCGGUACUUUUGUUCACCACAACAGCUCCUAACGCUGCUGAUCGAACGUUUCGAAAUACCUGAGCCCAGCCUGGUAUACCAGGAACAGCAGACGACCAACUACGUCGUUGGCACUGACUCUGAUAAAAAUGAUGCAGUGACGGCGACAACGUCAACGGCGGAUAGCGACAAAAUGCUUAAGAACUCGCAGCGCGAGGAUUGGAAACGGUAUCGCAAGGAGUUUGUGCAGCCGGUACAAUUUCGUGUGCUUAACGUGCUGCGCCAUUGGGUGGAUCAUCAUUUCUAUGAUUUUGAGAAGGAUCCGACACUACUGGACAGACUGUUGCAUUUUCUCAAUGAUGUUAACAGCAAAUCCAUGCGCAAAUGGGUCGAUUCUGUGCGAAAGAUUGUCGAUCGCAAGAACAAACAAAGCAAUAAGAAGAUCGUCUAUGCAUACGGACACGAUCCACCGCCCAUUGAAUAUCAUCUGAACGUUCAUGACGAUGAUAUAACCCUGUUGACAUUACAUCCGCUUGAGGUGGCACGGCAGUUGACUUUGUUGGAGUUUGAGAUGUACAAGAAUGUAAAGCCAUCGGAGCUUGUCGGCUCACCGUGGACCAAGAAGGAUAAAGAAGUAAAAAGUCCCAAUCUGCUCAAGAUCAUGAAGCAUACCACAAAUGUAACACGGUGGAUUGAAAAGUCCAUAAUGGAGGCGGAGAAUUACGAUGAGCGUCUGGCCAUUAUGCAGCGUGCCAUUGAGGUAAUGAUGGUGAUGCUUGAACUGAACAAUUUCAAUGGUAUACUCUCGAUUGUCGCUGCCAUGGGCACGGCAGCGGUAUUUCGAUUGCGUGCCACGUUUAAUGGUCUACCUGAGCGCCAUCGUAAGUUUCUUGACGAGUGUCGUGAACUAAGUGAAGAUCAUCUGAAGAAAUACCAGGAGCGUUUACGUUCCAUAAAUCCGCCCUGUGUGCCAUUCUUUGGUCGUUAUCUGACACAUAUACUGCAUCUGGAGGAGGGCAAUCCAGAUCUUUUGACCAAUACAGAGUUAAUUAACUUCUCCAAGCGACGAAAAGUGUCGGAAAUCAUUGGCGAGAUACAGCAGUACCAGAAUCAGCCCUACUGCCUCAACGAGGAGCCCACCAUACGCCACUUUUUUGAACAGCUUGAUCCCUUCAAUGGACGUUCCGAUAAAGAAAUGUCCGAUUAUCUGUACAAUGAGAGUCUGCGCAUUGAGCCGCGCGCCUGCAAGACGGUGCCCAAAUUUCCCCGUAAAUGGCCGAACAUUCCGCUUAAGUCGCCGGGCAUUAAGCCGCGUCGUCAGAACCAGAAUAAUAACAGCAAUAAGCUGUCCAACAGUGCGUCGGCUAACGUGGAAUCGCACGCGUCGGCAGCGACGACGACGGCAACCACGACAGCAACAUCGGCAGUGGCAUCCAGCGCUGGUGUUGGUGUUGGGGAUCAAAGUCCACAGCAUAAUCCACAUGCCUAUUCCGUAUUUGCACCGGUCAUCAUUCCGGAUAGGAAUGGUGGCAGCACCUGGAGCGGCAUAUCGCUGCAUCGGACAUCGGACAAUGGUGAGGUGGCGCCGGCGCCGCAUCUGCCCAGAAAGCCAGCAGCGCACGUGUGGACGCACAACAGUAGCAAUACGCCAACGGAUAACUUUAAUCCAGCUUUGACGGAGCCACAGUUGCCACCACCAAUAACAGCAGCUCCCAUCGUCUGGAAUAAUCAGUCUGAUUUUUAUGUCACCUCCGAUUCGACAGAUGUGCUGCCGCCAUCGCCACUGCCCAAAUUGAUGAUUAGUCCGCGUCAUGAGGCAGUUCCGCCUCCUCCACCUGCCGGCAAUCGUUCGCCAUUCCAUGGACGCGCCACACAGACGCAGUACAGUCCCACGCACAGUAUUGCGAGCACUGUGACGCUUGUUGGCGGCGGAUUGGGAGAACUAAGUCCACAGCUGGGAGGUUUCUAUUACAACAGCGAGCAGAACCAUGGUCAGACGAGUGCGGUGCCCAUAUCGCCGCAUGUGAAUGUGCCAACAGCGAUCCUGGAGUAUCGUGCGGUACCACCGCCGUUACCCCCUCGCCGAAAGGAGCGUACCGAAAGUUGCGCAGAUAUGGCCCAAAAGCGACAGGCCCCCGAUGCUCCCACACUACCUCCCCGCGAUGGCGAACUGAGUCCGCCUCCAAUACCGCCCCGACUCAAUCAUUCCAUGGCUGCAGGAUAUGCACGUCACGGCCAUCAGCCAAAGGAGUUUGUGGGUAAAAGCAGCAGUCUUUUGCUCCCCAAUACGAGCAGUAUUAUGAUACGCCGAAAUUCGGCAAAGCAGCCUUCGCUGGGAGUUAAUGCCGCUGCUGUCACUGUCACGGGGACGGCACUUGGUUCUAUCAAUGCCACUACGUCAGCUCUUAUCAAUGUCUCCCAGUCAACAGCCUCAGCGACGGCGUUGGUUGGGAUGGCCAGCGAUGAACAGCAGCAGCAUCAGCCACCACAGUCGAUAUCUCCGGCGUUAAGCUCCUCUACCACCACAUCACCUAUGACACCCAUGACGCCCAUGUCCCCGUACAUUCCCAGCACAGUUGACAGCAGCACGUCGAGCAGCUUCCCACAUCAACAGCAGCACCAAACGCGUCUAAGGUCACAGCAACAGCAGCAGCCAGUGAUUUAUGCACAGCAGCAGCAGCAUCAUCAUCAUCAUCAUCAUUCACAACAGCAGCCUCAUCAUCAUCAUCACCAUAUGCAUCAUUCGCAUUCACACACUCAACAUCAUCCAUCACAGCACUCAAACAGACGCUCGUCCCCAAAGGAAUUCUUUCCGAUUGCCACGAGUCACGAGGGCACACCCAAACUUCCACCAAAACCUAGUCUAAGUGCAAACUUCUACAACAAUCCAGAUAAAGGUACGAUGUUUCUUUACCCAAGUACAAACCAAGAAUAAUAUUUAUUGCCUGGCGAUGUGUGAUAGGACAAAAACAAAAAGAAAAAACUACAAGAAAAACUAAGUUGAAACGUGACAGCAAAUAUAAAAUAUAGAUACAAAAUGAUAAAGUGUAUAUGUUUGUGUAUGCAUUCAAUGAGAUAUGAACCGAGUUAAAUCUGAACGAUUUUAAUUAUUCGAAACUCAAAGCAAAAUGCAAAUUAAUGUUAUUAUAUUAAUUAUAUUAUAAACAAUUGUAAAUAUCGAGAACAUUGUAUUGAUCGUAGAGCGUAAAAACAAUAAAGUAUAACACUAUUGUUAGACAUUCGCA